Messenger RNA from Malania oleifera, 2756 nucleotides. RefSeq names its product protein ENDOSPERM DEFECTIVE 1-like. Gene Ontology annotation, biological process: spindle assembly; centrosome cycle. Gene Ontology annotation, molecular function: microtubule binding. The record is from RefSeq and is a predicted model, not a curated record. The transcript is spliced from 9 exons. Gene Ontology annotation, cellular component: nuclear microtubule; centrosome; cytoplasm. The coding region runs from base 445 to 2100 and encodes 551 amino acids. Lineage: Eukaryota; Viridiplantae; Streptophyta; Magnoliopsida; Santalales; Ximeniaceae.
GACAGUACCGUUUCAGCGGAGAACACCCAACGGCUAGUUCUUAUUUUGAAAUUUUAAACAGAUCCGAAACCAAAAUGAAACCAAAUCUGAAUUCAAUAAUUCAUUUCCUGUUCCUCCCUUUCUCUGUCUGCCCCUCGCCACCCCUCUCUCUGUUGCGACACCUCCGCAUAAGCUCCGACAAGCAGCAGGUUCACCGGCUCAGGAGCGUUAGGGCAUAUAAGGUCCCAUUUGCGCAUCUUUCAGCUUAGAUUUCUCCCCAUGAGUCGAAAUCUUCAACAAUAGAAGUAUUGGAAAGCUUUGAAGUUGGUAUGUGGAUGAUGAUUGCAGGGAAGUUGAUUGCACCUGAUCGGAGAAUAGGAAGCGAAACCAAAACAUAGCCCCUCACCUAUCGAUACCCAGAGCUCUUGCAUUUUUCUAGGUAAUCAAACAAUUAAAAAAAAAGUGAUGGAGGAGGUUUGUAAGUCGGGAGAAGACCUGAGUCCUCAUCAUCCCCCUCCUCCUCCUCCGCCACCUACUCAGCGGCGGCCGAGGGUCAGAGAGGUCAGCUCCAGGUUCAUGUCUCCGGCUGUUUCUAGCUCUUGCAGCUCCUUCUCCUCUGUUGAUCUUAUGCCUUCCAAAUCCCCACUCUCUAAAGCAACUACCAUGGAAUUUCAUCAACCAAAGCCGCGCUCGACCUCUGUGCAAAGGAGGCGACGGCACCUGGAGAUGGAUCCCUUGUGCUGUGCUGAUGAGAACAGGCCCUCCGAGACCACUCAAUUUCAGCGGUUAGGAACUCCACUGCCAUCAUCCCACUUGAAAGCUCCUCCCCAAAACGUCACCUCUCAAAGGAAACAGCAACAACAACAACAGCCACAACAGCGUGUAACUGCAAAGCUUCUCAAAGAGAACGGAGGGGGCAGAGCAGAAUUAAUUCAGCAGAUUCCCUCGAGAAACUCCUCAAGAACCCCUGCUGCCUCAUCGAGGCCUGACACGCCCAUGGCAACCAUUGUCCCAUCAAGAUUCAGACUCACGCAGCAGCAGCAGCAGCAGAGGUCGUUUUCUGCCAAUUACACAGCUGCUGCAAAGCUUUUACAAGCAAGCGGCAUGAUGUCUUCAAUACCAGCUCAAAACAAGGCUGUCGUCAUCAGUGCAGCUUCAAUAUCUCAAGAAGAGCAUCCUUCAUCUUCUACCUCCUCCUCUUCUUCUUCUUCAUCUUCUUCUUCUUCGUCCAUAAAUGCAACUCCAUGUUUGCGCUCUUCCAUGCCAGAGGUUGAUUUGUUGCCCACUAUGUCUACUAGAUUAAUGCUGGCUGAAAAAAUCAGCAGCAGCUGCAGCAGCAGUAGGGCUAAUGCCAGUUCUGUUGAUUCUACUUCUUCUAAGGUUUCUUCUUCCCCUUUCACCCGUUCUCUAAAUUUGCCGUUGUCAAGUUGUGAAAAACCCAAGACAUGUACAAACUAUGCGCUGCCUCCAGUUCCCGCAUGCACAAAGCUGGGGAAGGGGAAAAGGGUAUCCAAUCAUCAGGAAGAUGUGCACACUCUGAGACUCCUCCACAACCGCUAUCUGCAGUGGAGAUAUACCAAUGCAAAAGCAGAGGCCUCCAACCAGGCUCAGCAAAGUGACAGUGAGAUAACACUUCAUUCUCUUGGGGUCAAGAUAUCCCAAUUGUGUGAUUCUGUGAAGAGUAAACGGAUAGAACUUGGGUUUUUGCAAAGAACAAACACUCUGUCAGCAAUUCUUGAAUCUCAAAUUCCAUAUCUGGAGGAGUGGUCUGCCUUCCAAGAAGAUUUUUCAGUUUCUCUAUCAGAAGCAAUUCAAGCUUUGUUGAAUGCCUCACUUCAGCUUCCAAUCAGCAUGAGUGUUAGGGUUGAUAUAAAAGAGGUAGGAGAGGCGCUAAAUUCUGCAGUAAAGGUGACAGAAAUAAUUGCUUCACAUGUUCAAGGCUUCAUGUCAAAGGCAGAAGAAACAGAGAAUUUGAUUUCAGAAUUAGCGAAAACAUUUGGGGGAGAAAGGACCCUUACUGAAGAAUGUGGUGAUCUGUUAUCCAAGACAUAUACAUCACAGGUGGAAGAGUGCAGCUUAAGGAGCCAGAUGAUCCAAAUGUGUCCUAGCACCACAAAAUAAUUGGGCUUUACAUAGUGGCCUUUUUGCUGCGGUUGCCAAAACUGCCGCUUAAAGGUUGCCAAAACCAGCAGUCUUACUUGCAAUACCAGCAGUUUAGAAAGCCACUGGUCUUGUUCCCCUUGUAGCAGCGGUUAGACCAACCGCUGGUCAAAACACAGCUGAACUGCCCCCUUUGCUUCCACAAUCCCCCUAUAUCUUUGUGGCGCCUCCAAAAUUUCCAAACCAGAAUUUUCCCUCCUCUCUACUCAAUCUGUCUCUCCCUCUCUUUUUAUAUUUGCUGAAGCGACACUAAGAGUUCAAGCACUGUUCAUUUGUUCUCCACUGAUUACAAGAUCAUGUCUUCUAUUUAUAGGUGUCAUUGAGUACUGGAUUGGCCACAUACUUUUCAACAAAUGCAUUAGCUCGGGGAACUUUUGAUUGAGGAUGACCAAUUAUGCUGAGAAGUUUGGAGCGUGCCACUGCUUAUUUUGGUUUAUUGUUUUUUGCUGUCGGAUGAACAACUCUCUAGGCAUGUUGUCUCUAUUUUUUAUUUUUUUUUGAGGAAGGAAUAUAAAAAAAUUUCAAUUGUUGAUUUAAGUUGGGUUUCAAUUUGUUAUGGAUUUUUAUGUUAUUUGUACAUUGGAUGACAUGAGAAAUAAAGAGGAUUUGAUUGAGUA